GUCAGAAACUCUAAUUUUUAAGUAUUUAUUUUUGUUAAACAUCAGGAGCUCGUGAAUUUAUUGUUUGUUUACAUGUGGUAACCAAAGGUCUUAUUGAGGACAUGCGUGUGGAAGUUUUACGGGCUUGUGGAGACAAAUCAUACAAUUUGUUUACAAACAAGUCAAAGAUAAUAUUAUAGUUUUGAAUGUUAUGAAACAGACCGGCAGUAGAACUACUGUGUCGGAAGUUUUGCAUGUAUGAGAAAAGUUAUAUUUGGGGGCGUGAAAGACACAAAAUAUGAACAUUUGUAGAACUAUACUGCAGAGGAGAUCAUGUUUUUUAAUCAACAAUUUGAUGUAUUCCAAAAAAGCAGAGGCUGGUGCCACAGUAGCUGGGCUUGGAAAACGGAAGAAACUUGGCAAAUUAGGUCCUGUAAUGGAGAAAAAGGUUCUUCCUGUAGAAACAGAUCCAGCUAGGUUAGUGUCUUAUGUUUGUGGUAGUAACAUAUACAAAGAAGGCGAAGAUAUCAAACUGAAGGAAGAUUCUGAAUAUCCAGACUGGCUUUGGAACAUACGAACAGGCAAGCCACCUGCUUUAGAGGAAUUGGACCCUAACACAAAAGAGUAUUGGAGAAGACUGAGGAAAAUGGCAUUGAGAAGAAAUAAUCAGUUGCAAAAGAUAAAGAAGUUUUAGGUGCAUCUGUGUAUUGUGCAUGGUGAAAUAAGUGAUACACCGAAAGUGUAGAUAAAGAGCUGUUUUAUUUAAUAAACUAUAACUGUUUGUAUUAUACAUUUUUCAAAAUAUAUGCAGUAAAAUUUA
This is a messenger RNA of Schistocerca cancellata (South American locust), 799 nucleotides long. It is a transcript of the gene mRpL54, whose product is annotated as 39S ribosomal protein L54, mitochondrial. The record is from RefSeq and is a predicted model, not a curated record. Bases 278 to 673 code for a protein of 131 amino acids. Gene Ontology annotation, molecular function: structural constituent of ribosome. Lineage: Eukaryota; Metazoa; Arthropoda; Insecta; Orthoptera; Acrididae. The transcript is spliced from 3 exons. Gene Ontology annotation, cellular component: mitochondrial large ribosomal subunit.